UGUUCCUCCCACGCCGCGCCACGCCGCGGUCAGCUGUGUCACGCGGCCUGCUCUCCUCUCGUACCGUACCGGUCGACUCGCCUACUCCACUCGUUCGAUCGCUCGUCGGUGCCGGUGCGUGAGUGUCAGUGGGUGCCCCUCAGUGCGGUUUUUACUCACCUUAACCCUACACUCGCUUCCCGCACACACUGUAAUUGCCAACAAGAACAUCCAUCAAACAUCUGUUAGCGUGAGUUUUGAAUUUCCAACGCAACUUUUGAACCGACUAACGUAUUUUGAGCCUUUUAAGAGUAACGGUUUCAAAUUUUUUUGUGAAAAUGAAAAAGAGCGAAGUAAAAAUCGUACACGGCCAGGGGAAAGUGACACCUCCGGCUUCAGACAGAGUGGUGAGCACCGGCAGCAAGAGCAAGAUCAAGAUGAUCGAAGGGGAAGGAGGCCAACCACUGCCGCUCAUGCAGUGUGGAUCUCUGGAAAUCGGGGAGAAGAACAAGAUCCACAUCCCGAUGAUGGAGAAUAACAAGACGGAGACGGGCGGUGUGGCGAGUCAGCAGAGGCUGGCUGUGCUGAGCUACGAGCAAGUACGGCGGCUUAGCGACGUCAUGGACGAAGUAGUGAGCAUCCACGGCCGAGGCAACUUCCCGACCAUCGAGGUGCGGCUGAGGGACUUGGUGACCGUGGUCAAAGGCAAGCUGGAGGGCGACACGGCCAAUGGGGGCGCUGGACUGAGGGUACGCGACAUCAGACUCAACGGCGGGGCAGCGUCCCACGUGCUGGCCACAGAGUCGCAGCCUUACAACGAUCUGGACCUUAUCUUCGGCGUGGAACUGUCGGGGGGCAGGAACUUUGACCGAGUGAAGGCCGCGGUACUGGGGUCGCUCUUCGACCUGCUGCCUGAGGGUGUCAGUCGGAAACGUAUCACCACAUGCAGUUUGAAAGAGGCUUAUGUCGGUAAAAUGGUGAAAGUGAAUCACGAAGGUGACAAGUGGUCGCUGAUCUCUCUGGGGAACUCGCGGGGACACAGGAACGUCGAGUUGAAGUUCGUCGACUCGAUGAAGAGGCCGUUCGAAUUCUCGGUCGACUCUUUCCAGAUCAUCCUCGAUUCGUUACUGCUCUUCUACGAGUGCUCCGAGUUAUCGAUAAGUGAGAACUUUUACCCUACCGUGGUCGGCGAGUCCGUCUACGGAGACUUCCAGGAGGCACUGUACCACCUGCACAAGAAGCUGAUAGCCACCAGACACCCGGAGGAGAUCCGCGGUGGUGGGCUGUUAAAGUACUGUAACCUGUUAGUGCGCUCUUACCGACCCGCGCAGCCCGACUACAUCAAGUCCCUAGAGCGGUACAUGUGCUCUCGGUUCUUUAUAGACUUUUCCGACGUACACCAACAGCGCUCCAAGCUGGAGAACUACCUGUGGAAUCACUUCGUCGGUGCUGAGGAGGAGUCCCUCAAGUACCAGUACCUCAUGCUCCUGCACAGCGUGGUCGAGGAGUCUACCGUCUGCCUGAUGGGCCAUGAGCGGCGCCAGACUCUGUGCCUGAUCGAAGAACUCGCCUGCCAGGUCUUCUGCCAGGAGCAACAGCGACUCCUGGCCGCCCAGCCGGCCACCAUCAUCUACGCCGGCGGCUACUACUACGCUCCUGUCAUUCCGACCUACCCUACGACGUACCACACACACGGCCACUCUACCUACAUGACUUGCACGUCGUAACAACAUUCCUCGGCCUGGCCACUUCAUGUAAAAUAAUUGAUUUCUUAUCUCUUUCCGGUAAAUAUGAGAGCCGCGGCUAAGCGGGCUGAAGUAGGGUGUCCUGCAGUAACUUAUCGUUUGUGAUCUCACUCAAUCUGCUCGAUUGUUAUCAAUACUUUCAAGGAAGUUUACUGUUGCCCAUCAGUUGUUGCCCGCAUUCAACGUCUCCGACAAUCUUAUGUGUUGAUUUUACAUUGAGGGUCUUUAAAAAUAGUGUGUUUGUCUGCCAGUUGACCGGAAGACAAAGUGAUUAAUAUUCCGAGCUUGUUUUCGCACAAAUGUUUUUAGUGGUAAUGGAGAAAAGGGGUUUGUUGUUUACAUUUGACUGACAUGGUAUGAUAUUGGGCCGAAUUCGUUUAGAAGGAUUGUGUCUCGACUUCGACUAGAUGUUAGGAAUGUAACUUUUGAUUUUGCUAUGUACCGCAAUGAAGGAAACUGCACAAUUUUUUGAAAAACAACUGGAUAGUAAAUUAUGUAACUAGUGUAAAAACUGGUAGGCAAAACUGCUUCAGUUUCAUGGAAAGUGGUGAUUUAAUUAACAGUUAAUUUUUUAGUAAUUAUCAGAUAUUAUGGAGUAAAUAUGAAAAAGUAAAUACAAUAACAAACUUUUUUCGUUAAGAAAAGUUCCUAAAAGUUGUUUUAAAUAGUUAUCACUCAAAACAUAAGAUGAGGGUGGUUUCUUUGGUGUAGUGAUAUUUCCUCACUGGCAGGAAGUAAGAGUAUUGAUUAUGGUUCGUUUUUGCAUUGCAAAAACAUUUUAUAAGAAACCAAAUUUUAAUAUUGCGUUUUAAAUAAUAUUAAGAAAACAUAAAACCGUUGGAGCCAUAUUGUAUCUCUUGGAGCCAACAUUUUGUGUAAUUUUAACUGUUUUAAUGAAGUCUAUAUUAAGUUUUCUUUUUCGUUAUAUACUUCUUUAUUUUAUCAUUUUCUGGUGGUGGGCUAUAAAAAUAUGGUUAUAAACACAUUUAUAGUUUAUAUACGACUGAAUCUUGUGUUUAUUUUGUAUAUAAACUAUAGAUAUCACUGAUGACAUAGUGUAUAUGGUGGGAUUACAUUACAUACUUGUGGGCACGUUUGUGUUUCCGUAAUAUUAAAUCUGAUUAUUUUAUAUUUAUUAAAUACUGCAAGUGUAUAAUCCAUCGUAGUCAAUUGAACAAUACAAAAUAAUGUUACUAUAAUGCUAAAUUUUAAGCAGUGAAUUUGUACUCAUGUUAGUACAAACGUAGCUAAAGUGAUGUAAUUUAAUGUGGUGUACAAAAUCUCAAACCGUAAUUGUACCAAAACUAUAGGAUUUUAUUUUUUAUUGAAGACACAUGAUUAUGUAAUAUAUAUUUUUACACGUAUAGAGAAUACAAAUAUUUAUUUUUCGUAUAAAUGAAUUAAUGUUUGUACGGUAGAGAAAAGUUUAAUCUAGAAAGUAACAAUGACGGUAUGAUGUAAAACGUUUCUAUUGAAUAUGUUUUUCCAUUUUUGGCAAAAUAUAAUAAAAGGCAAAAUACUUUUCUAAAUCACUAUUAUUAAAGUGUUGAUUCUUUUUUUUACUUGAGCAUGUUUUAUUGCGAUAAAACCUAUAUAAAAUCUCAAGUAAAUUGUUCCAGAAGAUAAAUAUGUUUUAAUCAAAUUUUAUUCAAUGAUUUAAUUUUCUUUGCGUUAAAUUAACCAUUUCACAGUUUUUUUCAGAUAGCACUGAACAAAACGAGGUGGUCCAAAUGGUUAUAUAGAUCUAUUAAAAAACUAAAUUAUUGUAUUAAAAUAUCAUCAUAUUUUGUGUCCUUGUAGUUGUCACAAGGUUAUUAAUUGGCAACAAUAAAUAUAAAACCUUAAAACAAUACAUUCCAAAAGCAAUGAUGUAACGGUUUCAAUAAUUCGUUAUAGUGCUUAAUGUUUGUUAUAACCAAUGAGUUGACCAUAAUAGUUUAAAUUUAUGAAACGUGAACUGUUCUUCCAUUAAGUUAAACAGUCUGAAAGAAAUUAGGAUAUCUAUACAGGAUCUUGUUAACAUAAAAUACAAGCUAUUGUCUAAUUUUCUUCUAAUUUAUAUUGUUGGAUUUUCUUUGAUUGCCAAACCAGUUAGUAUAUGGGGUAUGUAUAACCUUUUGAUGUGGAUUUAAUUUUUAAAAUACUAUAUUUUACCCUCUAGUAUAAUUACUAGAAGCUAAAAUACCAUUCUGCCCAUUGAGGGCCAGUUUUAAUAACUAGGUAUUAAAAAUAUUUUGUCUGUUAAUCUCUGGAAUUGAGCUUUGAUAUGACAAAAGCAGGUUAAGUUGAAUGGAUCACCUUUAGAUGUUAAAAGGAUCUAAAUUAAGAUUUUAUCAUUAUCAACAUUUUGAUCUAAAAGGUGUUCUAAGUAACUUAAUCUAUUGUAAAGUGAAUUAUACAUAUAAAUACCAAGUAAUUAAACCAGUAUUACAUAAAUAUUUUAAUUGAUACUCUUCAUUUUGCUUCAAUAUAUUUGUAAAGUCUACAAAAACAAGUUAAAAAGAUUUAUUUCAGAAUAUUUAAAACUUAAAUAUUUAUAGUUGCUUGAUCUAAAACAAAGAAAUACAAAAUGAGAAAUAGGAUUAUUUCUAAUAAUACUGUCAUGCUUUGUGUUUUUCAUUAGCCCAAAAUGAUUUAUUUAGGUUUUUGUUAGUAUUAAAGUACUCUUCAAAAGUCUUACAAAAUUACAGAUUUUUUUACUUAAUUUUUGCUCUUUAUGGCAUAGUUACUAAUUUAUAUGUGGGACAAGUAUAAGUUUCGGUAAAUUUAUAAAAUCUUUUGGGAAGUUUUCUUUUUACUCAAAAGUACAUUUAAUUUAACCUCAUGAUGUUUUUAUACUUGUUGUUUGCGCAAAUAAAUUGUGUGUUUAAUUAUGUACACAAAAUGACGUUAAAUAUGUCACAAUAUAAAUUUCCUCUAUUUCACAACAAUAGUUCUUACCCUUGUGUUAGACUGUGCGCUUUUUCUUUAUAAGUGUCUACAAUAAUUUAUUUGCUCUACUAGUAAUUUAAAAUAAUUUAAUUUAAAUUCAAGUAAUUAAAUCAGGCAUUGUCUUCCCUAAUUCUAAAGAUCUUUGGCCUAAGAUAAAUUACUUUAACAAUGAAUAAAAUUUGCCUAUACACAUUUGAAAAUGGCCUAAUGUGAAAAAAAUAAAAUACAAUAAACAAUCCCGGUGUAAUAAGAGUACUCUAGAUAGGUAUUAGUGUUGUACGUUACCAAAGGCCUAAUCGCUUAACAAUAAUGUUUCUUACAAGUUUAGAAUCAAGAUGUGUAAUACGUGCAACCACAUUGUUCAAUAUAUUGAUGAGACUCGAUGUUUAAUCCCUUCUCACAUGUCAUGAUCAUUGAGUAUAUACUUCAGAUCGGAUAUAUAGUUGUAUAGUUUGAUUCAUGUGUUAAUUUAUUCCAUAAAAAUAGAAAAACAAAAAAACCAACAAAAAUUCAAAUUUCUCAUCACUUAGGUUUAAUUCAUAUAGAUUAAUUUAUUUAACAACAUAGUUUGGAUGCAUGUAUGAAACGUACCGCACCGUAAAAGCCUGAGUAAAAACAUCGUACUGUUCAGUUGACUGAUGUUUGUAAAGUGUUAGUAUUUAAUAUAUAAUGUAAAUUGUAAGAUUGAACUGUAAAUUAUCAAUAAAGUUUAGUAGUAAUGCUUAUCAUUGAAAAUAACUUGUAACAUCGUAACUAGAAGAUAAUGGCUGUUGUAUGCUUGCCAAGAGAGUUACCUGGUUAUAAAACGGAAUCCGUUCCUAUUAAGAAAGAAUGCGCUUUGACACUAAAUUAUGCAAUUUGAGGCUGUAAAACUUCAUUUUCAAUAUUGGUAGUGUGACAAACAGUGUAUCUGAUCUUGGAUUUGUGGCUGUCAAUCCAGCGUAAUAUGUCUAGAAUACGGCGAUACUUUAUGCCAUUUUUGACAUAUGCCAUUACAAAUUUCAGGGUUGCCACCUGUAACAUGAGAAAUUGAAAAUGUAUUUGCUGUGUAAUAUGUCUUGAAUUGUUGUUCUUAUCAAUUCUGAGUUAAAUUAUAAAAAAAAAAAUACCAACCACUCUGCUUUUAAAAGUGCUGUAUUAUAAUUACUCAUUUUUGCCUGAGUUAUACCAUUUACUGAUUCAUAGGUAAAGAAGAAACUCUAAACAAAAUUCUGUACUAAACAAGGUGAAUAUUAUUUGAUGUGGUGGCAGUUACGACAUUAAACACUUUCCAAUGGCAUAUCUUGAGAAGGUGUAAAUGUUUAAAACAUUUUAUAUGUUUAUACAACAUGAGUAUAUAAAAUGUUGAGUAUAUAAAGAACAUGUUGUUCCAAGCGUUCUCACGUUUAUAUGGACAUUCUUAUGAAACUAGGCUGCAUUUAUUCUCUUUUUUCUGUUUAUUAGUUAAGCUUUAUCUUAUAGCGAACCAAUAAAAUGUACAUAUGGUUCCCUUUCAAAAUUAAAUUUUUAAUAAAUGGUUGAAUUACAUUAUUUGAUAUUCAACCAUUUCCACCAAAAUGGUCAGUGGGUUAUUUAAAAAUAAAAUGUGCAUCACACAACGAAAUGAUGCGUUACGGUUAUUCUGAAAUAAGAGUCCAUGUAAAUGUACAAAUGACUUAGCAACUAGUUGUGUACGAACUUGAUAUGUAGCCGUUUUACUUCUGCAUGUUACAUCUAGUCAAAAUGUACUAUUGUUUAUGUCAGAAUAUAAUAUAUGAGUGUAACUGUAUAAUUUUUCUAUCUCAUAUCCAUUUCUUCAGUACAUUUUCGAAAAUCGUGUCAUUUAAAGAAGAAGCACUCGACAGUAAACUAGUGGUGUAGACAUAGGUGUACCUAACAAUAAUGAAGGACAUCCUAGCGAGUAUUAUAUGAUCGCUAUUAUAACCAUAUUUUAUGCCUGAUGCGCAAUUCUGUCUUCUCAGUUAAAAUCUCAUUUUAAGAUGUCAUACUUGGAAAUUUUUGUAUGAGUUCUUUUAAACAACUACAUCUAAACUUUUAAACCAAUUUAAGAUGUGUAUUAAAAUCUAGUCUUAAUUUGAAUCAGUUAAUUGUAUGAAUUGCAGGGUAAUUGGAUUGAUGAUUGUUCAUUUUGUGCACAAAGGGAAGAAUAAGGCAGUCAAUCAUUUUUGAGACCUUUGUCCACCCAAGAAGUGCUUGUCACUCUGUAACUCAAGAACUUAAAUGUAAAAAAUCCUCAAUAAAAAAAGUGAAAAAAUAA
This is a messenger RNA of Homalodisca vitripennis (glassy-winged sharpshooter), 6912 nucleotides long. RefSeq names its product terminal nucleotidyltransferase 5C. Gene Ontology annotation, biological process: mRNA stabilization. Gene Ontology annotation, molecular function: RNA binding; poly(A) RNA polymerase activity. The coding region runs from base 318 to 1706 and encodes 462 amino acids. The record is from RefSeq and is a predicted model, not a curated record. NCBI's taxonomy places the organism in Eukaryota, Metazoa, Arthropoda, Insecta, Hemiptera, Cicadellidae. The transcript is spliced from 2 exons.